Molecule: messenger RNA, 450 nt
Organism: Salvelinus fontinalis (brook trout)
Lineage: Eukaryota; Metazoa; Chordata; Actinopteri; Salmoniformes; Salmonidae
Gene: ndufa2
Product: NADH:ubiquinone oxidoreductase subunit A2
Exons: 3
Coding region: 33-329 (98 amino acids)
Source: RefSeq, a predicted model, not a curated record
CAGGAACAUUCAUCUAAAGCUGGUGAACCAUCAUGGCCGCUUCCGUAGUAAGAGGUAUUGGCUCUAACCUUGCUAAAAACCUUCGAGAGAUUCGUCUACAUUUGUGCCAGACUUCGCCUGCGAGUCAAGGAGCAAGGGAUUUUGUUGAACAACACUAUGUGGAACUGAAGAAGGCAAACCCCACAUUCCCCAUCCUCAUCAGGGAGUGCUCAGGUGUUCAGCCUAAGCUUUGGGCAAGAUCUGAUUUUGGUAAGGAGAGCAGUGUGGCCCUUGACAACAUGAAUGCUGACCAAGUGGCUAAGGUGCUGGAGACAGUUGUGACAUCAUAAGCAUGACCAACUCCGCUCCCCCUAGGACACCUUUCCAACUGAGAUGGAGUGUGGAUUGUAAAGGACUUGUAUCACAUACAGCUUUAUUGCUGUUCUAAUAAAUCUGAGUACUAACUUGUGA